AUGAAUAAUUAAGAAUUAUUACAAUUAGUAGAUAUUGAUUAAGAGGCUGGAUGGCGUAUUUUGUAAGCAAAAAAUAUCAAGUUGAGUGAUAUUAUUUAUUCAGAUUUUAAUAAACAAUAAUUGGGAAUAUGUUUAAAAGAUUAUACAAUUUUUGAGCAAUGUCUUAAUCAUGUAUUAGAAUAUGAAAAUAAUGAAUUAUUUCAAUUCAUUUAUUAAUAUUUCGAUAAAGAAUUCACUUAUAAUUGUCUUUAAAUGGAACCUUGCUUUUCAUGUUACAAACAUACAGAUGUGAUUGAAUUAAUAAAGAAACCAAUUUCAAAUGGUGCAAAAUCUAAAAUCAUAACAUAUUAAUUUUCAAAGAUAUAUGAAAUAUCUGAAAUUUAAUUAGAUAUGAGGGAAGAGAUUUAGGGACGCAUAAGAAUUCAUUUACCAGGAGAUGAAAUAAUUCCAUUUACAUAAGAGCUCAAACCUCCAAUAAUUGCAUAAUCAAUAACAUUAGAAUAUCCAUUAUAAGAAAUAGAAAGACACUCAAAUAUUUGUAUUUGUAGUACUUUUAGAAGAGAAGUUGAAGAAUGUCCAAGAUGUUAAGGGAAAUCAUUUUAAAUAACAUUUUCUUGUAAACCUGUAAUAGAUAUUGAACCAAUAAAAAAUGAAUCAGAGGUACAAUAAAUAAAUAACAUAAUAUCUGAUUUAGAAUAAGUGAAAUAAUAAAAUUUUGAAAAGUUGAUGGAAUAUUAUAAUGCUAUAUCUUAAUAUAAGUUUAAGGUUUAAAUGAUUUAAAUGAUGAAAGAUGCUUAUAAAGAAUUUAAUUAAGCAGCAAUUUUAUCUAAAAGGUAUAGUAGAAGAGUAAGACAAUUUUAUAAUGGGAUGGAAGAUGAAAGGGAAUUAUGUUAAUUUUCAAAUUGUAUUGAAUGCAGUAGAAGAGUGUUAUGUUCAGCUGAAAAUGUGAAUGAAUAAUUACUAAGAAAAUUAUAUUUCUCAAAUAAAGUAACACAUAAGGAAAGAGAAACAGCUAUUAAAUUACUUAAACCAACAAUAAAAUAUAAUUUAAAUGAUUUAGAUUAGAUUGCAAAUAAUGAAGAUGUAUAUAAAGAAUUUUGUUUAUAAGCUUAAUUAUAUUUGAAGGGUGAGAAUAAAAUGGAAUUUAUAAAUCAAUUUUUGAGUAGAUGCAAAGAAUUAAAAUUAGAUGAAAUUAUUAUAGCAAUAUUAAAGACAUUAAAUUAAGUAUAAAUAACUUAGAUUCAAUAAUUAUUAUGUGAUAUAAAAGUAGAAAGUAUUUGUUUAAAAGAUAAUAUUAUAAGUUAAUUAUUUUUAAUAAAGAAUGUAGAAGUUUAAGAUUAUUUAAGAGAGUUAGUUAUAAAUGUUUGUAAAGUAGAUGAGAUAUUAGGAUUGAAUUUAUUUUUAAAUGGAUUAGAAUAUACUAAUGAUACAUCUUUUUAUUAAUUAUUUGAUGAGAUAAAGAUUAAAAUAGCAGGUGAUGCAGUAGUUGAAUAUUUAGUAGGAUUUAUUAAAGAAAAUUAUAAAAAAUUAGAAUCAUAAAAAAUAUUAAAAUGUUUUGAAAUGAUUUAAAAAUGUUGGAAUAUUCUUAGUAAUGAUUAAUUAAAAUGGUAUAUUGAAUUAGAUAAAUUAUUUAAUCAUAUAGGUUAAAAUAACGCUAGAAUUAAUCAAGUAAAUUUAUUAUAUUAUUUAUAGAUAUAUAAUCAUUUAUAUUAGAAUAUGUAAAUUAAUGAUAAUUUUGAAAUUCUUAAAUACUUUAUUCUUUAAUUAUUAAAUGAAAAUUAAUAAAAUCAAUAAAUUCAAAGACUUUCAUAAAUGAUACAUAAUCUUUUAUUUAAGAAAUUAGAAUUUAGAAUUAGAAUAUGGCCAUACAAAACAAAUUAAUAAUUUUAUUAAAAAGAAGUUGAAUAUUCAUCACUUAAUUUUGAAACGUAUUUAAUUUUUUAAUAUUAUUUAAUAGAUUAGAAUAAUUGAAAGAAAUGGCAUAAAAAGAUUUAGGUUUAGAACCUCAAUUUGAUUUAAUCAUUUAAGAAAGGAUUGUAAAUGAUACUAGUCUAGAUUUAGAAUUAGUUUAUAAAUAAUUUUAUAUACCUGAAAAGGCUAAACAAUUUAAAAAUGGAUAAAAGAUAUUAUCAAUGAAUAAUACAUAAUAGGAUCCUUAAAAUCAGAAAGAAAAAUAAAAGAUUAAAGAACUUAUUUAAUAGAAAAUAUAAAUGGAAAUAAAUUAUUCAAUUUAAGGUGUUGGUAAUCAUGAUGAUUUACCUUAUAUACCAAGUUUAGUGGAUGAUAAAAAAUCAUAUUUAGAGAAAUAAAUAUCAAGUGUUAUUGAACCUUAACAUUUAAAAAUCUUAUUUACAUUAAUUAAUAAUCUUAUAUAAGAAGGUAAGAGAUUUAUGAGUACAGUUUAAAAGAUAGUAGGAAUUAUGAGAUUCUUAUGUAAUUCAUCAAAUUAAAUAAAACAUUAAAUUAUUAAUUGUUAAGGUAUUGUUGUUUUGAUAAAGAUCUACUUAUAAGAACCUAAUGAAAAUGAAAAAUUAUUAGAUUUUAUAGAUGAUCUCUUAACAUAAACAACUUAAACUAAAAGAAGAUUCAGUGAAAAUAUUGAUCCAUUUGAAUUAAAAUUCCAUGAUAAAGAAAGUGUUACACUUCUUUAUUAAGUUAUUAAUCAUUUAGAAUCUAAUCCAACAUAGAGAAUAUCAAAGACAUUAAUAUAAAUAAUUCCAUUAAUUAUUAGAGAUUUAUAAGAUCCAAUAUAAGCAUUAAUUGAACAUUUUAAAAAAAACAUUAAAUUUGAAUGGAACAAUCAAUAAUUAGCAUUUUUUGGAUCAAUAUUACAUGCCACUCCAACUCAUUAUCAAAAAUUAAGAGAAGCAACAUUAGAAAGUGGUAUCUAUUAAAUGGCAAUAGAAUCUUAUUUAUAGAAUUAAUCACUUGAAGUUUGGAGUGAAACUAAUGCUAGUUGUUUGAAAAUUGUAUUUUCUGUUGCUAUUGGAUCUAGAGAAUGUUAAUUGUUAUUAAAUGAAAUUGGAUUCAUAUAACAAAUAUUUUAACAUUCAAAUAAUCAUAAUUAAGUUAUGAAAGAAUUAUCAAAAGUAUGUAAUGACUGUAUAAAUUUCAUAAAAAAUGAUGAUGGAUAAUAUAUAAUUGAAGAAUUAAAAAAUACAAUAAAUAAAUUAACAAUGGAAAAAGAAUAGAAAUUUGAAUAAAGUUAUAAAAAUAAAAAAUAAUAAAUAUUGAAAAAAUUUCAAAAAUCAACAUAUAAUCAAAAAAUAUAAUCUCUAUAAAUAGAGAAAGGAUUAUAAUGUGUAGCAUGUAAAGAAGGUUAUUCAUUAAGUUCAAAUCAAUUAGGAAUUUAUGUAUUUUCUCUACCAUAUCAAAUUCCAGAAGAAAAAGCAUUUUUAUCUAUGUAAAAAUAAGAAACCUAUGGUUUAUAAAGUGUUACUUAUUUUACUGUUAUUCAUUCAUCUUGUUAAAAAGCAAGUGUUGAUUGUGCAAUAAAAUCUUAAAAAGAUGAAUAACCAAAAUCACAUGAUGAAAUAUUUUGGGAAUGUGCUAUUAAGAAUAAUGGUUGUAAAUGUAAUAAUUUUUUACCAUUAAAAAAUGGAAAUAAUUAUGAAUAAACAUUAGAUAUUUAUUUCAAAAGAUGUGAAAAAAUAUUAAAAAAUAAAAUUACUUCAAAAUGUUGGUUACUUUUGAAUGAUCUAAAAGGAUUAAUAUUUAGAAUGGCUUAAUAAGAUGAUUUAUCAGUUGAUGCUGGUGCAAGUACAUAUGAACACAAUCUAAAAUUAAUUCCUAUUAUGAUGACAGCAAUCAUAUAUUGUAAUGUAUCUUAAUACUCACAUCUUAUGUCAACUUAAUAAAAUUCAUUUGAAUAUGUUUCUAUUGCUAUUAUUGUUGCUUUGUUUCAUCCUUAUUAAGAUUGGUUACAUUAUUAAGCUAAUUAUUCAAAAGAUGCCAAUCCACAUUUGUUAAAUGCUAUUAAAAUAGUAGAUACAAUUAUGGUUAAUAUAUUAUUCAAAGUACCAAAUGAUUCUAAUUAUCAAAAGGCCUUAGAUAAAUUCCUUAAUUAAGAUUAAAUGGAUGUAAUAUUAAUUAAUCUAUAUAUUAGAUUGUUUUACAAUUUGAAAAAUUGCCUAUAGAAUAUAAUAAAAAGUGA
This is a messenger RNA of Paramecium primaurelia, 4153 nucleotides long. The record is from the annotation of a GenBank genome assembly. NCBI's taxonomy places the organism in Eukaryota, Ciliophora, Oligohymenophorea, Peniculida, Parameciidae.